Molecule: messenger RNA, 1761 nt
Organism: Diutina rugosa
Lineage: Eukaryota; Fungi; Ascomycota; Pichiomycetes; Serinales; Debaryomycetaceae
Product: tRNA adenylyltransferase
Exons: 1
Coding region: 1-1761 (586 amino acids)
Biological process (GO): tRNA 3'-terminal CCA addition
Molecular function (GO): RNA binding; ATP:3'-cytidine-cytidine-tRNA adenylyltransferase activity
Source: RefSeq, a predicted model, not a curated record
AUGCUACGAUUAGCAAAGCGGGUAAAAACGGAAAGAUUCCAAUCCUAUCGAUACUUGAUCUCCGCUAAGACCAUGAGAGAAGUGCACCCAAUCAAGUUGAAUGACACGGAAACACAGAUUCGGGACGUGCUCGUUGAUUUUUGUCAACACUACAACCUGAACCAUACCCCUCCUCUUGAACUUCGGAUCACUGGUGGCUGGGUGAGGGACAAACUAUUGGGCAACGAAAGUCACGACAUUGACAUAGCAAUUGAUCAUAUGACAGGGGAGGACUUCGCUACGCAGCUCCAUUCUUGGUUAUCAUCGCACCGCCCGGAGCUUUCUUUGAAAGCUAUACACACCAUAAAGAAAAAUCCGGAGAAGUCAAAACAUUUGGAAACCUGUACAACUAAAUUGUUUGGUUGUGACAUUGAUUUUGUCAACUUGAGACUGGAGUCGUACGGUGAGAAUCUGAGGGUACCGAUAAUCAAGUUUGGUUCCGCUGAAGAAGAUGCAUUGAGACGAGAUGCGACAUUAAAUGCGUUGUUUUACAACUUAAACCAAGACAAGAUUGAAGACUUUACAGGACGUGGACUUGAUGACUUAAAGCAGGGAAUUUUGCGGACGCCUUUGUCCCCCAAGCAAACCUUUUUGGACGAUCCUCUUCGCGUGUUGCGUCUCAUCAGAUUUGCUUGUCGUUUUAAGUUUGAGAUUGAUGCCGAAACAUUAGAAGCUAUGCUGGAACCAGAAAUCAAAGAGGCACUCAAGUCCAAAAUUAGCCGCGAACGAGUGGGAAUAGAAUUGGAGAAAAUUUUGGAGGGAGAUUAUCCCGAGUAUGGUCUUCAGCUUAUCAAUUAUUUGGGUCUUGCUAAAUCUAUAUUCAAUGCUGGUGAUCAACAACCACUUUUACAACAACUUAAUGAAGUCCAAGACAUCAAUAAGUUAAAUUCGGGUUUUGAUAAACUUGGUCACCAAAUUAACCUUGCUACAGCUGUUUAUUCAAAGUACAGGUUACUCAAAGGGUCAUCUAACUUAUUUUCUAGUCUUCGUGACCAACGGUUAUUUUGGCUUGCUGUAAUUUUAGCCCCUUUUGGUGACUUGAAGCUUCGAAUGAACCCGAAGAAGGAUAUGAAGGUUAGUGGUGUUCAAAUAUUAUUACGUGAAGGUGUGAAAUUUGGUAACAAGGAAAACGAUAUUGUGGCUACUCUUGUUACGAAUCAUGUUAAUUGUUCGAAAGAGCUCGAAUCUUAUUUGGGAGAAGUUGAUCAAGUCUCUGAUAACUUGAAUGCAACAAGUCUUGAGGAUGUCAAACCGAUGACCACGUCAUUAUCUCGUUCCCAGAUCGGGUUUUAUCUUCGAAAGUUUGGUUCUAACGCUCAAUUGAAUUUGGAAUUAAAUUGCUUCCUUGAGAUUCUCGAUCGCCUUGCUGAAUGUAAAAUUGAAACCGCAAAACCUGAUCCCAAUGAGGCUACUAGAAUAGAACCAGAAGACACCGUGGAGAGCAUAAUCGCUUUGACAAUUUUGAGAUAUAAUCGAUUACGUGAAACCAUCAAGAAACUCAAUUUGUCAAAUGUCGAUACUCUCAAACCCAUUGUUGAUGGUAAAUUGAUGAUCCAAAUUGUCAAGGGAAUGGGCCCUGAGUACUCAAAGGUAAAAGGUGGACAAUGGAUGUCAGGGUUUCUUGAGGAUGUAUUAAAGUGGCAACUUGAUCAUCCAGAUGGUACAGCAUCCGAGGCCACGGAUUGGAUCAAGCAAGAGAUUCCAAAGCGAAACAUUAUUUAG